This is a messenger RNA of Setaria italica (foxtail millet), 2956 nucleotides long. RefSeq names its product agamous-like MADS-box protein AGL66. The coding region runs from base 1546 to 2442 and encodes 298 amino acids. Gene Ontology annotation, molecular function: DNA-binding transcription factor activity, RNA polymerase II-specific; protein dimerization activity; RNA polymerase II cis-regulatory region sequence-specific DNA binding. The transcript is spliced from 10 exons. Gene Ontology annotation, biological process: positive regulation of transcription by RNA polymerase II. The record is from RefSeq and is a predicted model, not a curated record. Lineage: Eukaryota; Viridiplantae; Streptophyta; Magnoliopsida; Poales; Poaceae.
GCUCCUGAAGGAGAGUGGAGGACUGGUGGGUGCUGGAGAGCCAGACAGAGGCCACUGAACCUGCAUGACUCCCUCAACGCCAACCGGGAUGCACGCCAGCCACGGCGGCGUUGCUUCUCGGAUGGCAUUCAGGGAGCCAGGCAGCAGAGAGCACGAUGUGCCCAUGGAAAGCUCAUCUGGUUGUCUGUACAAACCGCACCGGCUUCCAUGGCGAGGCAGCGGGUCUGCGCUCUGCAAGACGAGAGACUGAACCAACACUGUCACUGACGACCCAAGACAUACCUUGUCUUGCCAACAGAGGCCAUGCACACACCAUGGGCACAUCAUCAUCAGGGACAUAUACCCUGGCCUGUCUUGCCAGCUGAUCGAGUCCAUAUCCAUACAACCAUGAGCAACGCCCGCCGAGGCGAGGAGCCGAGGAGGAGGGCGUACAUCCUCGCGAGGAGGAGGGCUUUGGCCGUCCUGCAUUAUUCCCGGUCGCUACUCGCUAGAGCCUAGAGGAGGGUGUUGGUAUUUGCUGGCCGGACGCGGCCAAGGGUACGGUGCUAGCUGGCUCUGGACCCCAGCCGGCCGGGGACAUGUAGCUCGAUCGAGCUGAUGGCAGCCAAGCGGCGGUAUGUGAGGCGCGCGCCUGUGGCUGCAGCGGCGGCAGCGCGGGUGGGUACAGUACAGCAUGGAUAACUGUUGGUCUGCCGGAAGUUUGCUCGGGCAAGCGGCCAAACGGAACGUACGCUAUGGCGAGGGUAGCGGACGAUUCCUCCACUGGCAGCUUACAGAUCAGAGCUUGUUGUCGGGUUCGGAAUUUAUCUGUCCGUGUUGGUUCACAUGGCAGGCGCGCCAUCAUCUCUCGGGGUCUCGGCUGCCGCCAUGCCACCUCCUGGGCCGCGCGGGGAACGGCCCCGCGUUUCAUGAACGCCACGGGCACCGUGCACCCGGGCGUCUCGCCGCAACGAGGACACCGGUUGGAUGAUCAAAGAUCAUCAUCAUAAAAUAAAAAAGAACUUGAAGGGCGAAAUCCAAUGCCAAGCUGCCAGACGAGAAACCAACCACGGAUAACAAUGCGUACCUGAGGCCGUCGAGACAGAGGGGAGAGGCUAGGUAGGCUGCUAGGAGAGGGGGCGGACGCUUGGCAUCGCAUUGCCCGCCCUUUCUUAUAUAGCACACGUGCGGGGCCGGGCACGCGACGCGAUCGGCGCCAGCAGCUCACUCGCUCCUGCUUCGCCCCGCGCCAUUCCCGCUCCGACGAGCGCUCCCGCCCGCCCGCCCCGAUCCCUCCUCCUGACCAGGGACUCCUGCUGUUCUGGAUCCGCACGCGCCGCAUCCCGUCGCUCACCCACCGCCACGCCACGACAACCACCAUCUUGUUCUGCGCCCUCUCGAUCGCCAUUAACAACCUCCUCCUCCCUGCAGGCUCCCUCCCUUUCUUUCUUCCUUUCCCCGAGGCUGCGGCGGGAGGCUGCGACCCGGCGCGCGGCGUGGCCGAUCGAUCCUUCCUUCCUUCCUUCCCGUGCGCGGCGGCGGGCCGGGCGGGUACGUGCGCGCGCGAUGGGGCGCGUGAAGCUGCCCAUCAGGAGGAUCGAGAACACCACCAACCGGCAGGUGACCUUCUCCAAGCGCCGCAAUGGGCUCGUCAAGAAGGCCUACGAGCUCUCCGUCCUCUGCGACAUCGACGUCGCGCUCCUCAUGUUCUCGCCCUCCGGCCGCCUCAGCCACUUCUCCGGCCGCAACGGGGUGGAGGACGUGAUCCUUCGGUACAUGAACCUCUCGGAGCACGACAGGGGAGGCGCCGUCCAGAACCGAGAGUACCUCGUCAGCAUGCUCCAGCGGCUCAAGCGCGAGGGUGACAUGGCCACGCAGCUAGCCAACCCCGGGGCACUGAGCGAGAGAAUCAAGGAGAUCCAGCGGGAGAUUUACUCUUCGCAGCAGCAGCUGCACAUCUCCGAGGAACGCCUGAGGCUGUUCGAGCCAGACCCUGCCGCGUUCAGCUCCACGAGCGAGCUCGACGGCUGCGAGAAGCUCCUCGCCGACUUGCUGGACCGUGUGGUCCAACGGAAGAACUACUUGCUGGGCGAGCACAUGACCCCGUUCGAUCCGACAGCAUCUGGGAUGGAGGGGACAAAUGGAGCGCAGAUGUUCACGGACCAGCAAGCGGCGGAGGGCAUGGGCACGUUCGCCGGCGACGCCGCGCUGUGGGCCGCCGCCGAUGUGGGGUCCGACGACCCAGGCCAUCAGAUGUUCGGUGGGUCCGACCCGCUGAUCUACCUCAGCAGGGACCAGGACGUGUACGACGCCACCUCCCAGGUGGCCGGGCUGCACGGCGACCCGUGCGCGGCCGCGCCGGCGAGGCCGACGCCGACGCCGACGCGUGGCGGGAGGAGUACACCUGCACCGAGCUGCUCUCCGGGCUCAUCCCCGCCACGCCGUUCCCUCUCAUGCCGGUGAGCCACCAUCCAAUGCAUCCGUCGUUAGUCCACGGCCGGCGUGCGACGCCACGACGGCGGCGCGCGCGGUGACCGUGACCCUGACGUGUCUGCUGUUGUUGCCGCUGCAGCACUGGCUGGUGCCGGACGACGAGUUCCUGCCGAUGCCCGACGGCGGCGGCGGCGGCGGCGGCAUGGUGGCCGCGCAGGAGCAGGUGGAGGCGUCGACGGCGAGCUGCUCUUACGUGCCCAGCGACGACGCCGGCACGCCGGCUGCGGCGUACGACAGCACUACGGCACCGGCGAACGUCGCCUGACCUGACCUGACGAGUUCACCCACUGUAAUUACAACAUAGAGCAUAUCAGAAUAACCAGAGAAUAAUCCCAUAGCUAGUGGCGGCGCCUGUGCUCACAAAAGGAAAACGACGCAGACGCGCGCGCGCACAUUGACAUCACAUGUAACCUCUGGAACAAAAUCAUGUGAUCUCUGUUCAUAAAGCGCGACGAGAUCGUCGGAACCCGAAUCAUUCAAAGAA